AUGAGUGGUCUGUGUCGCUGCUGAGCUCCACUCCUGGAAAACACCUUGAAGUUGCAUUUGCUGCGGCCGAAGUUGUGAUAUUGCAGCCAUGACAUGCUAAUAGACACAUGCAAGUUAGUGGGAGCAGGUCGGAAGAUAACAGAAGAGAGGAGAGAUGGCCAUCGCCCAUGUGGCUACAGAGUAUGUGUUCAGCGAUUUUCUGCUGAAGGACCCGAACCAGGCUAAGUACCGCAAUGUCCGAACUGAGCUAGCGGUGGACAAGAUGGUGACCUGUGUGGCAGUGGGCCUGCCCCUCCUCCUUAUCUCUCUAGCCUUCGCUCAAGAAGUCUCAGUAGGUACUCAGAUCAGCUGUUUUGCUCCUACUAACUUCUCCUGGAGGCAGGCUGCUUAUGUCGACUCGUAUUGCUGGGCAUCUGUACAUACACACACUCUACCUCUGUGGCUGCACAAGUUCUUUCCCUACAUUCUGUUGCUGGUGGCUGUGUUGAUGUACACCCCGGCGUUGUUCUGGAGGUUUUCUGCUGCACCCCUCCUGCAGUCAGACCUCGGCUUCAUCAUGGAGGAGUUGGACCGGUGUUAUAACCGCGCUGUGACUCUGGCCAAACGCAUGGCCACCUCAGGACUGCUCACCCCAGACAGCGACCCCACCGAGGGCUGUUUCAAUUACCCGCUGGUGGAGAAGUUUCUGAUGACCAAGCGCUGCUCACGGUCAAUGCUAUUUUACUACCUGCUGUGUCGCGGCCUGACUCUCAUCACCCUCCUUUGUGCCUGCAUCUACCUGGGCUACUACCUCCGCUUGGCCUCCGUCACAGAUGAGUUUGGCUGCACACUGCGUGUUGGCCUGCUUGCCUCUGACCCAGGCGUCCCCGACAAAGUGCAGUGUAAGCUCAUCGCUGUGGGAGUCUUCUCUUUGCUGAGCAUGGUCAACUUGGUCCUGUUCAUAGCGCUGAUUCCUGUGGUGAUCUAUGCCAGUCUCCGUCCCCUCUUCUGCCAUGGAUAUGCCCGCUUCCUGGAAACCUACCAGUCACUGCCCACUGUGAGCGUGCUGCCCACCCCUGGUGGCCAAUUGGACGAUCUCUCUCUCUAUAUCCUGUUUCUGGAGGAGAACCUCAGCGAAUUGAAGUCCUACAAAUACAUCAAGGUGUUGGAGUUGUUGAGGAGACGUGGCGAUUGCUCUGGAGAAAACUUUGAUGCCAUGGGUCUGCUGCAGACCCUCUGCCUGGUGAAGAUGGACAGUGUGGAUGCGAAUAAAUCUUCCGGUGCUGCAGGGAAACGGGAUCAAGUCAAGACGAAAGCAGCCGACUCUGCCGCCAGCUCCACAGCAGCCAAUGCUGGAGCAGCAAAGAACAGCUGCAACCAUCCGAAAUCAGCCGCAGAUAACGACAGCAAAAUUGAAACUGAGAUGAAAGAGCUCUCUCCCUUGCUGCCAGGAAACUGCGACGUAACAGGCAGUAGAAGCAUCCAGGAGGAGACUCUGCGGCAGCGAGUGGUGUGAUCUGCUGCUGGCAUGGCGACGGAGACCUUGACAAAGGGGUUUCCUGAGGGAAAUAACAUCACCACUAUCCCAUGGUGUAUCCACAAGUCAUGACCUUCCUGUCCUAAUGGAGGGAUGAAAAACAAUGGGAUGGGAGAGUAAAGUACUAUCCUCAUCAAAGUUCAUCUCUUCUUCUAGUCAUUCAUCAAUGUGGGAUUCACAACCACAUGUUUUUGGUCCCUUUGCUUGAAUGUUGUUGUUUUUGGAGUGGUUUAAGGAGCUGUUUUGUUUUGUUUUGGGUUUUUUUUUUUGUCUAAUACAGUGGUUCUCAACCUUUUUCCUUUUUCGUGUUAAGGAGCCCUAAAUUGAUACACAUUAGGCUGCAGACUCCCAUUUGAUAAGAUUUUGCUUCAGAGAUCUCUGCCUAAAAGGAUUUUGGUUCUAUUUCUAUAAUAAUCAACUACAGUUGAGGAGAUAACCAUGAAGGAAGUGAAAUAUAUGAUCAGAAGAAUAACUCUUAUGACUCAUACUUAUAUUGGUCCCACUUCUAUAGAAAAUUAAAUAGUCAAAAUAAAAUAUUCCCUAUUUUUUUCAUCUUUCUGAAGGACCUCUCCUCUGACACAGCACAAAAAAAGAGAGGAAGUGAGCACUGGGUGAUGUAACACUACACACUGGGAGAUGACAGCAAAGUAAAACUCAUGGUGGUACAGAUUACGGGAAUCAUUGAAUGUGUCGAACUAUUAAGGACUUAUCCAAAUAAUUGUUUUGUUAAUGGUUAAAACCAAAUAGAAUAAGAGUAGAACAGACAUUUCCAUUAAAAUCAACAUAGCAGGAUGGUCAGAGCGUUGACAAUGCAGCCGUUUUGGUAGGCUAACUUCUGUAUAUACAAAACGACCGGCGCCAAGUCCUGAAAUCACUGAGGUGAGGUUUAUGGGCUCACAACCAGAUGAUCAGUGGAGUAGUACCUUUUCAAAUAAGCAUUCAUUCAUUCAUUUUAUUCAUUUCAUUCAUUACCCAUACUGCUUAUCCUGUUAAGGGCCACGGGGGGGGCUAGAGCCUA
Molecule: messenger RNA, 2534 nt
Organism: Epinephelus lanceolatus (giant grouper)
Lineage: Eukaryota; Metazoa; Chordata; Actinopteri; Perciformes; Serranidae
Product: pannexin-1-like
Biological process (GO): monoatomic cation transport; positive regulation of interleukin-1 production; cell-cell signaling
Cellular component (GO): plasma membrane
Molecular function (GO): wide pore channel activity
Source: RefSeq, a predicted model, not a curated record